GCGGGGCGAAGGGAGCGGCAGCGCCGAGCGCCGGGGCCGGAGCGCGGCCGGGCGGGCAGCGGCUGUGGGGGCUCCUCCUGCGCCGCGGGAGCGGCGGUGCCUGAGGAGGAGGAGGAGGAAGAGGAGGAGGGAAGGCGCGGGGCUCCUCCGCGGGGCGCAGAGCUCCGCUGACCGAGGGUGGGUGUGUGGCGGCGCGGAGCCUGUCCGCAGGUGCCCCGCCGGCCCCGCUCCGCCGCCGGCCUCCCGCGGAGGUCCAUGAGUCGCGGGCGGGCAGCCCCGGCAGCGCCCCGCGCCCGCUCCCCCGGCUCCGGCGGCGGCCCGUGGCGGCGGUGAGAUGGGGGGCAGCCUGGGCUGCCACCGCUCCAUCCCCCGCGACCCGGCCGACCUGUGCCACAGCCGCAAGUUCAGCGCGGCGUGCAACUUCAGCAACAUCCUCGUCAACCAGGAGAGGCUCAACAUCAACACGGCCACCGAGGAGGAGCUGAUGACCCUGCCCGGGGUCACCCGGGUGGUGGCCCAGAACAUCGUGGAGUACCGCGAGUACAUCGGCGGCUUCAAGAAAGUGGAGGACCUGGCGCUGGUGAGCGGGGUGGGGGCGGCCAAGCUGGAGCAGGUGAAGUUCGAGAUCUGCGUGAGCAGCAAGGGCAGCUCGGCGCAGCACUCGCCCAGCUCCCUGCGCAAGGACCUGGCCUCUGAGCACCACCUGUCCGCCACCAAGAUCAACAUCAACACCGCCACCCCGGCGCAGCUCAUGAGCAUCCGUGGCAUCACCGAGAAGAUUGCCAACAGCAUCGUGGACUACCGGAAGGAGCACGGGCCCUUCAAAAGUAUCGAGGACCUGGUGAGGAUGGACUGCAUCAAUUCCUCCUUUCUGGACAAAAUCAGGCACCAGAUUUUUGCCGAGCGCUCCAGGCCCCCUUCAACAAACACAAAUGGUGGCCUCAACUUCACGGCCAAGCCUCACCCCAGCCCCACUUCUCUAAGCCUCCAGAGCGARGACUUGGACUUUCCUCCUGGGGGUCCAACCCAGAUCAUAUCCACUCGCCCCUCUGUGGAGAUGUUUGGGGGGGUGAGAGAUGGCAGACCUGUCCUGAGAGUGGCUACCUGGAAUCUGCAAAGCUGCUCCAUCGAGAAAGCCAACAACCCAGGCGUGCGGGAGGUCGUGUGCAUGACRCUGCUGGAGAACAGUAUCAAGCUUUUGGCUGUGCAGGAGCUGGCUGACAGAGAAGCACUGGAAAAGUUUUGUAUGGAGCUGAACCAGCCGACGCUGCCAAACAUCCGCAAGUGGAAGGGCCCUAGAGGAUGUUGGAAGGGUGUUGUUUCCGAAAAACCCUCAGGCCAGCUACACAAGGGAGUUGAAUAUUCUGGCUUCCUCUGGGAUACAACUGCUGGCAUUGAGCUGAAAGACGCCUCCUCUCAGGAGACUGCACAGACUAAUGGCAACGGGAGGCAUUCAUAUCCUCAUCCAUAUCUUGCACAUUUCAAGGUUGGAAUGAAUGAUCUGACCGUGGUUAACCUUCACCUGGCCUUGCCCUCCUUGGCAGGAGAGAAUACCGGGAAGAACCACGACAGCCACAAACUGGCAGCGUGCGCGCAGUCUUUGCAAGAGACUCUGAAAGGAGAAAAAGAUGUAAUAAUCCUUGGCGAUUUUAACCAGGCCCCAGACAGCAGUGACCAUGACAUUCUGAGGAAGGAGAAGUUCCACCACCUGGUCCCUUCCAGCACCUUCACCAACAUCAGCACAAAGAACCCACAAGGGUCCAAGUCGCUGGAUAACAUCUGGAUCAGCCGGAGCYUGAAGAAGGUUUUCACAGGUCACUGGGCUGUCGUGCGAGAAGGGCUCACAAACCCAUGGAUCCCCGAUAACUGGUCCUGGGGYGGGGUGGCUUCAGAGCACUGCCCCGUGCUGGCAGAAUUUUACCUGGAGAAGGACUGGAACAGGAAGGAGGUGACGCGGAACGGGAACGGGGUGACGGUGGAACGUAACGACUCCCACACAAAGCAYGAACGAUGACGUGAACUUGCGGGUGCCUCUUGUGCCACCCAGGGAAGGCUCUGGUCACUCAUGACCCCACAGCAGAGCAGGACUGCCCUCUCCUCUCCCGCCUUCCUGCUCUCCUCCCUGCACCUGGAAAGCAUCAGCACUUGAUUUUGGUGGUCCUGGCUUUGUGCCCUUUCUGGRCAGUUCUGGACAGAGUCUCAUGGCAGCAGAACAGUCUGCAACUUUUUCCAGGGACACAGUGGACAUUUCUAUACCUGGAGAUUUGGAUGAGAAUUGUACAGAAAAUAAAGUGUACUUUUAAUACUGUA
Molecule: messenger RNA, 2310 nt
Organism: Malurus melanocephalus (red-backed fairy wren)
Lineage: Eukaryota; Metazoa; Chordata; Aves; Passeriformes; Maluridae
Gene: EEPD1
Product: endonuclease/exonuclease/phosphatase family domain containing 1
Exons: 7
Coding region: 335-2014 (559 amino acids)
Biological process (GO): DNA repair
Cellular component (GO): plasma membrane
Molecular function (GO): catalytic activity; DNA binding
Source: RefSeq, a predicted model, not a curated record